Messenger RNA from Trichobilharzia regenti, 4755 nucleotides. NCBI's taxonomy places the organism in Eukaryota, Metazoa, Platyhelminthes, Trematoda, Strigeidida, Schistosomatidae. The record is from the annotation of a GenBank genome assembly.
ACAUAUGAAGAUGUCCAUAAUGAAUACUCUGCUCCCACUACGUCAGUAUCUGAUGUCAUGCUUUCCAAAGUCGAAAAUACAAGUGUUCAUGGAAAGCAAUCCAAACUGCCGUCCACAGGUAAUAGAAUGCAGCCAGAGAUCAAAAACAUUAAACCGUGUUUUUCCUGUGGAAAGUUACAUCUACGAAGCACUUGCCGUUUUCGGAGUGCUAAGUGUCACAAAUGUGGUAAAGUUGGACACAUCAAGACUGUGUGCAGAAGUUCGAAUACAUAUGUUACUGAGAAUCCUGAUAAUUCUUCCAAUUUAUCUGGUAAAAUGCAGUCGAUGUCUCUUUCAACUUUUCCCAAUACUCAAUCUCAUCUAAUGAGAACCUUCACUACAAGUUCAGGCAAGUCCCAUUGUUUUAUAAUUGAUACUGGGAGUACUGAAUCUAUAAUUUCUAAGAAAGAUUUACAAUCGAUUUGUAAGAAUGUCCAGAUAGAUCCUACUACUAGUUCAAUUACAGGCAUAACUGGUCAUAAAUUACCUCUUAUCGGGGCUACUAACAUUUCUUUGAAAUCAGACAGUGGUAAUUUUGUAAAUAUUCCCUUUCUUGUUAGUGAAUAUGGUCCAUCUUUAUUGGGAUUAAAAGCCCUUAGAUUGUUAAAUGUCGAAAUUUCACUUUGUACUGAGUUGUUUGAUGAAUCUUUGUUCAGGGAAUUACUUCUCCAAUGCUCAAAGAGUGUAGGUGGUAUGAAGAUUCAGCCCAUCCAUCUUGAAAUAGAGGGUGAUCCUAUCUUCCUGAAACGCCGAUUAAUUCCAUAUGGAUUGCGAGAUGCAGUUAAGAAAGAGUUAGACAAGUUGGUUGAGCAAGGCAUACUUAUGCCAGUUGAGUCUUCAAAUUGGGCUACUCCUAUUGUUACGCCACUAAAGGCUGAUGGAAAAACACCUAGAAUUUGUGGUGACUACCGCCUUACACUCAAUAGUCGUCUACUACAGCAAAGUUGCACUACUCUAGAAACUGAAGACAUUCUCUACAAGCUACAUGGCUCAAGAUACUUUUCCAAAAUAGAUCUAAAAGAUGCCUAUUUGCAAAUUCCUCUUGAUGAGGCGUCUAGUGCAUUAACAACCAUUAAUACUCCAUUUGGAUUGUUCAAGUAUAAGUUCUUGCCUUUUGGUUUAAAGGUUUCACCUGCAAUAUUUCAAAAUGUAAUAAAUCAGAUGAUAGAUGGAUUAGAUGGUGUUGAGUCAUACCAAGACGACAUUAUAGUUCAUGGUCCUAAUAUCGAAUUGCAUAAUGAACGUCUUUUAAAACUGUUCAGGCGUUUAUGUGAGAAUAAUGUUCUUGUUAAUCCAUCUAAAUGCCAUUUCACUUUGUCGUCUGUAUCAUGCUUGGGAUACACAGUAGACUCCGAAGGUUUCAGACCUGAUGCUAGUCGUUUGGCACCUCUAAUUCAAGCACCGUCACCUAAUAAUAUGUCAUCGUUGAGAUCAUGGAUAGGUACUCUUCAGUUUUACUCCAGAUUCAUUCCCAACUUCACUCAACGGUUAUCUCCACUUUUUGAGAUUGUCUCCAGUAAACAGUUUAAGUGGGAACAACAACAUGAGAAUAUCUUGCGAAAAACUUUGGAGUUUCUUAAUAAACAAGCUUUCUUAAGACCUUUUUCAUCGAAAGAUAAGUCUGUUCUCACUACAGAUGCUUCUCCUAUGGGUAUAGCUGCAGUACUUGAGCAAAAUGGACAACCUGUUAUUUGUAUUUCAAGACGUCUAAGUAAGAGUGAACAAGGGUACUCACAAACCCAGAAAGAAGCUUUAGCAGUUGUAUGGGCAAUAAGACGCUUGCACAAGUAUCUCUUUGGUACUAAGUUUCACAUAGUUACUGAUCAUCAAGCUUUGAAAUUCAUUUACAAUCCAGAAAAAUCUUUGAAUAAAUCAUCUGCUGCUAUGGUUCAGAGAUGGAGUUUAGAACUAAGUGCAUAUGAUUACACUAUUGAACAUAGAUCGGCAAAGGAUAUACCUCAUGCAGACUUCUUAUCUCGUUAUUCAUUAUUUGAAAAUAUUGCUAAUGAUACUGAUUGCUUAUUAGUCCAGCCGUUACCGGUGGAUCGAGUUCGACUUAUAAAUGAUACUCGGAAAUAUUACGGAUGUGUUAUAAAUGUGUAGGGGACUAAUAUUAGAGUUCACUAACAUUCCAAGUAUAAAAGUAAUAAUCCAAGUCAGUGGAGUGUUAAAUCACAAUAUAUUACCAAAAAUACAGUGACGAGUUAUAGCAACAAAAAGGAUUACUUGAAGAUAACGUCUAAGUCCUCGGCUACAAAUUAAUUAUAUAAUCCACGGGCACGUUAAUUGUUUGGACUGCGUCUGCUGUAGCUGCUGUGUUCCGGUUGUAGAAAUGUCUUCGGUUGAGAGUAGUAGGCUCCUACAAUAAAUCCGAAGUAUACAACACGGUGUGAGUGGAGCAAGUAAGCAGAAGUGACCAGGGAGAAGACGAAGUCUCCAACAGCAGAGUGUAUUUUUCAAUUGUACACGGAAGUUAUGUAUAUUUCAACAAGAAGCGUUUUAAACAAAAAUUAUGUACAAUAUCUCGAAUUUAUACAAGUAACCAAAAAGUGUACAAUCACAUUGUUACGUACUCAACACGGCUCCCCCCUAGAGGUCCGGAGAGACAACCGGGAAAUGAUAAGUAAAACUAUGAAGUAAAUAAUAAUAGUAAUAGCAACUUUUGGAUAAAAAUAGGGAUAUAUUACAACAUGCAUAAACGCGAGAAGGUAUGUGAGUCAUGUAAAGUCUGAAAGCAUAUACAAUUGGUUCAGCAAUAAAAAUUGAAAGAGAAAGUCAUGUCACUUAAAUUUGCACUAACCAUGAACAUAGAUUUUUAAUGUAUAAAGAAAAAUAUGUAAAUACACAGUAAUUAAGGAGGGGAAAGAAACAUUAAAAAAAAUAUGGAUUAAAGAUCAAUAGUUUUUGGAAAGGACACUACCUGUUUUUUCGGUGAGGUACAUAUAAAUAAAUAAUAGUGAUAGUAACAUCAAAGUUUACGACGAAAUACUAACCGUCAUGAUGAUAAUGUCUAAACGAAAAAGAUAAUAAUAAUUUUUAAUUAUUUUUCUUUUGUUAGUCCUCAAAAUGAACGUAGCGAGCCGGUUUACUGAUUUGCCGACCACUACGUGUGUGAUAUGGAGGGAGGAUAAGACUUGGUGCCGGUGGAGGGGAUUCGGAUGUUUGAUUAUUUGAUUGCGCAGCUGCCGAUGUAGAUUCGAAGUCGUUGUCGGUGUAUGCGGGUUUGAUUCGAUCAAUUGAAACAGUCUCUCGUCUUCCAUUCUUGUUCACUGUAAAGUGUUUGUCUGAACGUUUAAUAACUUGAAAGGGUCCUUCGUAUGGAGGUUGCAAUCCUUUUCUGAUGGCGUCGACUCGAAUGAAGACGAAUUUGCAAGUUUGUAGAUGUUUGUUGAUCUGAUCUCUUCGGGGAGAUUGUCGAGGUGCUGUUGGUUGAAGUUGAAGCAUUUGUCUAGUUAAUCGGUUAGUGAAGUCGGCAAUGUUCACGUCUGUGGAAUCGGCUGAGGGGACUAGCUGUCCAGGCAAGGUUAGGUUGGUGCCAUAGACAAGUUGAGCCGGUGUACAUCCUAAAUCUUCUUUGAUAGUAGAACGGAUACCAAGUAAAAUCAAAGGUAAGUAUUCACUCCACUUAGAUGUAUCAUUCUGCGCCAUCAGGGAGCUUUUCAGUUGUCUGUGGAAUCUUUCCACUAGACCAUUCGCUGCCGGAUGAUAGGCUGUUGUGGAGAUAUGUUUCACUCCCAGAAGUCUCGUCAGUUCGCGAAAGAGUGUCGAUUGGAAUUGAGGACCGCGGUCGGAUGUAAUAGUAGUUGGUACACCGUAGUUUGACACCCAACGGUCGAGAAAAACUAAAGCAACGUUUUCAGCAGAUAUGUCGUUUAAGGGGCAUGCAAUAGCCCAACGAGUAAAUCUAUCAAUCGCUGUCAGGAUAUGUGUAUAUCCCCUUGAUGUUGGCAAUGGUCCCACGAUAUCUAUAUGGAUAUGCUGAAAUCUCCUUUCGGGUAAUUUAAACGUCUUCGGGGUUGUAAUAGUGUGGCGGUGUACUUUGGAGCAUUGGCAUUGGAUACAUUCUCGUGCCCAUCUCCGAAUGUCAGAGUUCAUUUUAGGCCACACGAAGCGUUCGCCGAUCAGCCUGACCGUGGCGCGUACUCCAGGGUGGGAAAGCGAAUGUAAAUGUUCGAACAAUGCUUUUCGGCAACUGAGAGGGACAAAUGGACGAUUAGUGCCGGUAGAUACAUCGCAGACUAUGGUUGCAUCCGAUAAGGGGAUAGGCACAUCUUUGAGUUGUAAGGAAGAGUUUCUGCGGCAGGUUUGGAGUUCAACGUCAUCUUUUUGUAAUUGAGCCAUACGAUCAAGACUGAUGUCUACCGACGUUUGGAGCUGGUUAAUGUCACUUCUUGAAAGAGAAUCGGCUACCACGUUCGCAUCCCCUUUGAUGUACUGAAUGUCGGUUGAAAAUUGGGAGAUAUAAUCCAACUGUCUGGCUUCUCUAGGGGAGUGUUUAUCAAGUGAAGUAGUGAAAGCAUGACACAGGGGCUUGUGGUCAGUAAAAAUAGUGAAAUGCCGGCCCUGUAGUAAGUAACUGAAAUGCUUCACUGCAAGAUAUAUGGCCAGCAAUUCUCUCCCAAAAGUGCUGUAUCGUGUCUGAGCCGGUUCCAACUUCUUAGAAAAGAAUGCGAGUGGGGUGACUUCGCCCUUCAUCUUUUGUUGUAAUACUGCCCC